AGUGCUUUGUUUUUCACUGGAGGAAAGAAGUUCACAGCGUUAUUAAGUCCUAAAUAUUUGCCAGGUGUUGAGAGUUUUAGACAGCUUAUUGUCCGAGACGAAACUAAGAAGGCUUUUGAAGGCGCUCAGAUCAGGUGGGAAAGUGAGAAGGGCUGGUAUUGUGUUCCAAGUAUGUCAAGAAGGAGAGCUCCUGGCCUGGGCCUAUUGAUGGGCAUUUAGAACCCUCCCGGGGAUUAUUUCUAGCUGACGGCUGAAUAAGAGGCAAGAGUCACCCUCUUUUUGAGUUAAAUCACGUGCUUAAUUAAAAGUGAAGGUGGCGGCGGCCGCAGCGCCCUCCCCCUUCAGGCUGCUGUCUUCUUCUCGACGGUGUUCUGGCCACGUCCUGCGCCUUCUCGCGCACGGGAGAGCGCUCUGGGUAGAGGCCGGGCCCCGGCAGCAGGUGGCUCCAGGUAGCGCAGUGGCUUGGCCAUCUCCUCGCCCGGUCCGGAGCGGAGGGGACGGGUUCAGGUGCAGGCUCGGGGGACGCCCGGGCACCUCGGGGAUCCAGAGCCCGCUGGCGCCGCGCCCGGGAGGGCACCCCUGGCGAGGAUGAGGCCGCGCCUCCUCCCGGAACUGGCCGGCGCCGCGAGGCGGGAGGAGCAGCGGGAGCCGGGUGGCCGCGCCUCGGGGACCAUGGACGUCCUUCCCACCGGCGGGGGCCGCCCGGGGCUCCGGACGGAGCUGGAAUUCCACGGCGGCGGUGGCGAGACUAGGCUGGAGAGCCAGGAGGAAGAAGCGAUUCCUGCAGCGUCCCCAGCCCCGCCCCUCCGGGGAGCGGCGGAGCGGCCGCUGGGCUUCCGGGACUCGUGGGACGGCGACGAGGACACAGAGCCCGGCGAGGCGCGCGGCGUCCGUACUAGCCGCACGGCGUCCCUGGUGAGCGGGCUGCUCAACGAGCUGUACAGCUGCACAGAGGAGGAGGAGGCGGCGGGCGGGGGCCGCGGGGCUGAGGGCCGUCGGCGGCGCCGCGACAGCCUCGACAGCUCCACCGAGGCCUCGGGCUCAGACGUGGUCCUAGGCGGCCGCAGCGGCGCCGGCGACUCCCGCGUGCUACAGGAGCUGCAGGAGCGACCUAACCAGCGGCAUCAGAUGCUGUACCUGCGGCAGAAAGACACUAAUGAACUGAAGACUAUCCUUCGAGAGCUAAAGUACAGAAUUGGCAUCCAGUCGGCCAAGUUACUUCGGCAUCUGAAGCAGAAAGACAGGCUGCUGCACAAAGUACAGAGGAACUGUGAUAUUGUGACUGCCUGCUUGCAGGCUGUGUCACAGAAGAGAAGAGUUGAUACUAAGUUGAAAUUCACUCUUGAGCCAUCUUUAGGUCAAAAUGGUUUUCAGCAGUGGUACGAUGCUCUCAAGGCAGUUGCCAGGCUAUCCACAGGAAUACCAAAGGAAUGGAGGAGAAAGGUUUGGUUGACCUUGGCAGAUCAUUAUUUGCACAGUAUAGCCAUUGACUGGGACAAAACCAUGCGCUUCACUUUCAAUGAAAGGAGUAAUCCUGAUGAUGACUCCAUGGGAAUUCAGAUAGUCAAGGACCUUCACCGCACAGGCUGUAGUUCUUACUGCGGCCAGGAGGCUGAGCAGGACAGGGUUGUGUUGAAGCGGGUGCUACUGGCCUAUGCCCGAUGGAACAAAACUGUUGGGUAUUGCCAAGGCUUUAACAUCCUGGCUGCACUAAUUCUGGAAGUGAUGGAAGGCAAUGAAGGGGACGCCCUGAAAAUUAUGAUUUAUCUUAUUGAUAAGGUACUUCCCGAAAGCUAUUUUGUCAAUAAUCUCCGGGCAUUGUCUGUGGAUAUGGCUGUCUUCAGAGACCUUUUAAGAAUGAAGCUGCCGGAAUUAUCUCAGCACCUGGAUACUCUUCAGAGAACUGCAAACAAAGAAAGUGGAGGUGGAUAUGAGCCCCCACUUACAAAUGUCUUCACGAUGCAGUGGUUUCUGACUCUCUUUGCCACGUGCCUCCCUAAUCAGACUGUUUUAAAGAUCUGGGAUUCAGUCUUCUUUGAAGGUUCAGAAAUCAUCCUAAGGGUGUCGCUGGCUAUCUGGGCAAAAUUAGGAGAGCAGAUAGAAUGUUGUGAAACAGCAGAUGAAUUCUACAGCACCAUGGGGCGCCUUACCCAGGAGAUGCUAGAGAAUGAUCUUCUGCAAAGCCAUGAACUCAUGCAGACUGUUUAUUCCAUGGCUCCAUUCCCUUUCCCACAAUUGGCAGAGUUGAGGGAAAAAUACACCUACAACAUUACACCGUUCCCAGCCACAGUUAAACCCACCUCAGUUUCUGGACGACAUAGUAAGGCCAGAGACAGUGAUGAAGAGAAUGACCCAGACGAUGAGGAUGCUGUCGUUAAUGCAGUGGGGUGUCUUGGACCUUUUAGUGGGUUCCUGGCUCCUGAACUGCAGAAGUACCAAAAACAAAUUAAAGAGCCAAAUGAGGAGCAGAGUCUGAGAUCUAAUAACAUUGCAGAGCUGAGUCCAGGAGCAAUCAAUUCCUGUCGAAGUGAAUACCAUGCAGCUUUUAACAGUAUGAUGAUGGAACGCAUGACCACAGAUAUCAAUGCACUGAAGCGGCAGUACUCUCGAAUUAAAAAGAAGCAACAGCAGCAGGUUCAUCAGGUGUACAUCAGGGCAGACAAAGGGCCAGUGACCAGCAUUCUCCCGUCUCAGGUAAACAGUUCUCCAGUUAUAAACCACCUUCUUUUAGGAAAGAAGAUGAAAAUGACUAACAGAGCUGCCAAGAAUGCUGUCAUCCACAUUCCUGGUCACACAGGAGGGAAAAUGUCUCCUGUCCCCUACGAAGACCUUAAGACAAAGCUCAACUCCCCGUGGCGAACUCACAUCCGAGUCCACAAAAAGAACAUGCCAAGGACCAAGAGUCAUCCGGGCUGUGGGGACACCGUAGGGCUGAUAGACGAGCAGAACGAGGCCAGCAAGACCAACGGGCUGGGGGCAGCAGAGGCGUUCCCCUCUAGUUGUACAGCGACAGUUGGAAGAGAAGGCAGCAGCCCCGAAGGCAGUACCGGGAGGACGAUUGAGGGGCAGUCUCCGGAGCCGGUGUUCGGAGAUGCUGAUGUGGAUGUGUCUGCGGUUCAGGUGAAGUUGGGGGCCCUGGAACUGAACCAGAGGGAUGCCGCAGCUGAAACUGAGCCCAGGGUGCACCCACCCUGCCAGCGGCACUGCCCAGAACCGCCCAGUGCACCUGAAGAAAACAAAGCCACCAGCAAACCUCCCCAAGGCAGCAACUCAAAAACCCCCAUCUUUAGCCCUUUCCCCAGCGUCAAGCCCCUACGGAAAUCUGCUACUGCCAGGAACUUGGGAUUAUAUGGCCCUACAGAAAGAACCCCGACUGUGCACUUUCCUCAAAUGAGCAGGAGCUUCAGCAAACCCGGCAUUGGAAACAGUGGCACUAAGAAACGAUGAUGUCUCCCCGAAACGUUGUAUCUGAACUCACCUUUUCACAGUAGUAUAAGGGUUGCAGCUGAAUGGCUCUAAAAGAGUUUUAUUUGUCCAGUGAAAAUGAGUAGGUUCAGGGAUGAGCAACAGCCCAUAAAAAAUGGGAACUGGAAGUUUUAUAAUAGAAGUUAGAAACAGGGCUGUUUUCCCAUCUACUUGCUAACUGAUGAAGUGGAUUCUUGUGGCAAAAUAAAUAUUGUGGUUUUAUAGUGUGAAAUUUUCCCAAUUUUUCAUUGUGAGCUAUUUAAAAAAGACUAUAUAUCUAGACCGUUAACUCUCGUCCAUCCUUCUGUUCUGGGGGCCUUCAGAGUCCCUGUUACAGUGCCCCCAAACCUUCUAGUUCUCUGGGUAUUACUAAUAUUCAAGCAUGCACAUACCAGCUUGCUAGGACAGAAACUGUAAAAAGAAAGUAAGUUUCUUUGUUACAAAAAACUUCCUGAUUUUCCUUUUCAUGGUUUACGGAGGGGAUUGUGUCCUGUGAGAUUUCCUACAGUACCAGUCUCAAUUUUUUUUUUUUUAAAUUCUUAUGCUAAAUCAUAGGAGAAAAAUCUAGACAGCCUUUCUUUAACUGUCUAUUUCUACCUGCAAAAUGAAGAAAACCUUUUAUCUCUUGAAAUUUCGGUCGAUAACCCAGCUGAAGAUCUUAUGCACAGGACACACUUGGCAUAUGCUUUAAGCAGUUGCUCCGGACAGCUUGCUCGCGCCACUGAGCUUUUCCUGAGGUUUGUGUUCUCCUCUUGAGGAGCGCUUUCAUCCUCAGUGGUACGGAUGACUUGAUGGGCUCCACACAGAGCCUCGCCUGCAUCCCCUACCACACAGCUCACUAACCCACCAGCUCUCGACUGCAGACGCACAAGGCCUCUGUUCAGAAGCCAGAACACAGCACCUGUGACUCUGUUACUUGAAUUUUGUGCUUUUUGAUUGGAGUCCUUUGUUGAGUACUUUGUUACUUGAACACUGCCUUUCUCUGGAGAAGGCCCCAGUGCUUUCUAGCUCCCUCUCACUCCUGCCCUUUCUAGCUCUCUCUCACCCAGCGGGUCAGGGAUAGCACCUCUUGUCUCCACUAUGCAGAUGGGAACUCUGAGCCACACAGAGGUGAAGUAGCACUUCAGUUACUCAAGGUCAGUACUCCCGGUAUUCCAAGUGACUUAGCCACAUUUCCUUCAGUGCAAUAGGCGGGUUUAAUGCUCUUUGUACACAGAUGCAUUGGCUACAUAGCUUGUAAAAACCAAGACUGGGAAGCCAUUCACUAAAAUCCCUCCUGACUCAAAGGACCUGUCUCCAGAUGGUACAGAGUCCCUUGAUGGCGUUUUACAAAACCAGCUCUGACUUCCUUAUCCUGAACAGGGAGUUCAUCUUAAGAAUGCUUCAUGCACCUGUUAUUUGGCUGAGCAAAAGGCUCACUCCUCAAUCCCUUCUCCCUGCCAUCAUUAGAGGAAUAGACUCAGCCUUCAUGUUUGUCUCUGGAAGACUAUUGGCAAUACUUUCAGGAAUAUUGUUGAUGCAGCCAAUAUUGAUUUGAGCGAAUGGAUUGUUAAUUCUGAAACGAAAACUGUAAUUGUAGAGCAGGCUUUUACUAUGAGAGGUACUAAUUUUUUUAAUAGAGAAUGUGGUUGUGUGGGCUUUUUUUGAACAGAAAACACACAAUGACCUAUACCGUGAGAAAAGCUAUUUUAUCCUCUUCGUGGUAUUUUUACCCCCAAAGGAACUGAAGAUGGAAAAUAUGACUAAGAAGUUAUUACAGUUUUGGUCUUGAAUUCUGUGCCAUCUGAAGUUAGCAUCCAGCUUCUUAAAAAGCAGCCAUGCCCACAGCCUGCUUUUUGGGAAGGGUGUAGGUGGAGAGAUGGGCUUAUUUUGCAUACCACCCUCAGGGCCCAGAGACCCACUGCAUUUUCCAAAGUUAAGCAAAUGACACCAUUUUCUUCUAUCAGCUAAACUUUACAGAUAAGACUGAUUCCACCUCAUAUCCUUUUCUUUGCCCCUUCCCAAAUGAGUCAGAAUAGUCAUGUUCCCCUUGAGGGAUGUCUGACUUGAAUGGAGAAUUGUUCUUUCCUCUCUUGAAUCAGCUCACUAGCUCCCUGAUGGUCUGGGUUCAAGGAGUUGGUUAAUGAGGUAGAGGCCACUUAUUCAAGUCCUUGGGAUUGCACCAUUGCUGUCCACAAACAGUAUCAACAACACAUGCUGUGCCCUGUGAACACUCUCCUCUCACCUGUUUCCAGGGUUAGUCUUCCUGAGAAGGGGAUGGAUGAGAUAACACACAGUUUGGGAUAUGUAUCUGUUGAAUGAAUGAAUAACUGAAAGGAUAAUAAUAGUCCUCUGAGACAAAAAUGGCCUUGUCAGAUUUUUUAAAAUCCAGCAGAUUCCUGUUAAAGCACUCUGUGUACCAAUAACAUGCAUGCAUUGUACCAAGUAAUCACAAUGUGAAUUGGUCAGUUAAUGAGCCUUGCCUACUUUAGAAAAUAAAGAAACCUGCAGUAGCCUCUACCACACAGCAUGUACAAAGACCAGUAUGGACUUGCUCUCUUCCCUAUGUAUUGGACACUGUAUGCAAACACCAGAAGUACUUAACAAGUAGUGGUUUCUUGAUUUUUAGAUAUGUCUGUAGCCUCUUAGCACUUUUGCUGGGAAUCAACUCAUUUUGAUGCCUCUGCACCUCAGUUCCUCUUACAAAAGCCUCCAGAUGAUCUAAAUCUAGUUAGCAAUGUCAGCCUAUGGACUGCAACGGUUUGGGACAUUGUAUUCCUUUGUUUGUCUCUUGUUCUGAAGGAUUGUAUUGAUCACAAAGUUGUAUGCAUAAAGAUUCUCAUUGUUGUAA
This is a messenger RNA of Piliocolobus tephrosceles (Ugandan red Colobus), 6295 nucleotides long. It is a transcript of the gene TBC1D30, whose product is annotated as TBC1 domain family member 30. The record is from RefSeq and is a predicted model, not a curated record. NCBI's taxonomy places the organism in Eukaryota, Metazoa, Chordata, Mammalia, Primates, Cercopithecidae. The transcript is spliced from 13 exons. Gene Ontology annotation, cellular component: endoplasmic reticulum. Bases 589 to 3447 code for a protein of 952 amino acids.